Leptidea sinapis is the source of this 3251-nucleotide messenger RNA. RefSeq names its product WD repeat domain phosphoinositide-interacting protein 4-like. The record is from RefSeq and is a predicted model, not a curated record. The transcript has 7 exons. Gene Ontology annotation, biological process: nucleophagy; autophagy of mitochondrion; protein lipidation. Bases 145 to 1113 code for a protein of 322 amino acids. NCBI's taxonomy places the organism in Eukaryota, Metazoa, Arthropoda, Insecta, Lepidoptera, Pieridae. Gene Ontology annotation, molecular function: phosphatidylinositol-3,5-bisphosphate binding; protein binding; phosphatidylinositol-3-phosphate binding. Gene Ontology annotation, cellular component: phagophore assembly site membrane; cytosol; extrinsic component of membrane.
UCAACAAAUCAGCUGUGUAUCACACGCGAACAUGUAACAACAAAUGUGCGUAUUUAAAUUUUGUUGUGAAAAUGUACACUAGAAAAGUUUAUGAAAACUCAAAUCAAUGUUUAUGAUAAAUAAUAAAUUUAUUGUGGGAUAAUUAUGGCCCGCCGGAGAAGCAGUGGAAUUACGAGCCUGGGAUUUAACCAGGAUCAAGGCUGCUUCGCUUGCUGUCUAACAUCUGGCCUGCGCAUAUACAAUGUAGAUCCACUUGUGGAGAAAGCACAUUACAGCAGAGAGGAACUUGGAGAGGUAUCCCUAUGUGAGAUGGUGUUCCGUACAAACUGGUUGCUGGUGGUGCGCGCUCGACGACCGAAUAGCCUCAUGCUGCUGGAUGACCAGCAGCGCCGGUUCCGAGCCGAAGUAGUGUUCAAAUCGCCCAUACGAGCGCUCAGAGCAAGGAAGGACAAGGUGGCGGUGGUGGUGACGUCGUCGGUGCAGGUGCUGGCGCUGCCGUCGCUGGCCCGCGUGGCGCUGGUCCGCACGCCGCCCGCCGCCCGGCCGCUGUGCGCGCUGGCCGCAGACCCCGCCGCGCCGCACCUGCUGGCGGCGCCGGCGCACCGCCGCGGCUCCUUGCAGCUGCUGGACGUGACUCGUUCAGUCAAAGGGGCUCAAUCAAGUUCACCGGCGGUGUUAGGGUGUCACCAGACAGAGCUCGUCUGCAUCAGCCUGUCCUCGAAUGGUGCCAAGCUGGCGACGGCCUCGGAGCGAGGAACCAUCAUCCGGCUGUGGGACACGGCUAGUAAAGCCCUGCUACACGAACUGAGGAGAGGCUCGGACUAUGCGGACGUGUACUGCAUCAGCUUCAACUGGGCCGGGUCGCUGGUGAGCUGCGUGUCGGACAAGGGCACGCUGCACGUGUGGGCCGCACGCGGCGCCUGCGCGCGCCUGUGUGCGGCCGCCGGGCCGGCCGCGCGCGCCGUGUGCUCGUUGGCCGACGACUGCAGCGCCGUCGUGGUCUGUGAGGACGGCACGUUCCACAAGUUCACGUUCUCGGCCGAUAGAAACUGUCAUCGGACUGAUUUCGAAUACUUUCUGCAGGUUGGCGAUGACGACGAAUUCCUUCACUGAUAUCUGACGGUCGCGCCUCAACACAACCGACAUACCGACAGUGAUACUUGUGACCGUGCUAAAUGGCAGUACAAAAUGAUAGUGAUCAGUUAUAGUAAGAUGUUAUCGUCACACACACAGGUGAUGUGAUGAUGGUCCACGUCCGUACAACAACCACAGAGCAGUCGACACUCAACAACGUUAUUGUGGUCACUUAUAUUGCUAUUGACAUAUUAACGUAGUUGGAACAUUUGUUACUUAUUUUGUCGUUUAUAAUGAGAUGAAAUAAAAUGUGACCCUCACAGGUACAGGCACAGCAUAAACUACUACAAUGAUGAUGAUACUACAUAGAUGUGUGACACACACAUAGACGACACUUUUGUCAUAAACAUUUGAGCUCCACAUAAGACACACUGAUGAUCAUGUUCAUUGUUUUGUGAUCAUGUGUUGUACAAUAUUGUAUAAAUCAGUGUUUGACCAAUUACUAAUAUUGCCUAGUACGUCCAAUUAUUGUUAUUUAUAUUCAAAAACUAAAAAAAAGUGUUAAUUACCAACACAGUAUCGAUUGAUUAAUUAUAUUUGAGAAAACUGUAGUUUGUAAUAUAACUGAAAGUGAUUAACAUACAUAUAUUUUACAAAUAAAAAAUCAUUUUUGAUGGUAGCAAAUUAAUAUUUGAAGGAACUACAUAUUAUAUACAUUGUGAUAUAUUGUACUUAAUAAUUAAAAACAGUCAUCUGUGAAAAUAUAUAAAUUAUAUUCAAACUGAGUGUAAAGUGCAAUUGGGCAAUACAAAUAUAAAGCUCGGUGUAAUAUUGAGACAGUUACAAUGUUCAGUCAUUAGUGGAGUACUACCCACUGAGCUCCACUUUACUUUAUGUUUUUAAAUUAAUACACUCAUUUUAAAAGUAUUUCUUUAUCAUUUGUGUUUAUUAUAAUCAAAAUAUUUUACUAAUGUGUUGGUCGGAGUUUGAAGUGUAAAAAAAUUGCUCAAAUGUAAUAGAGCAACAUAGACAAUGUUGAAGUUAAUGAAUGAAUGAAAUCAAUAUAAGAACUUAAAAUAGUAAUGUGUUAAUGUUAACAAACAAAUAGUUGUUAUUAGCAUUACGUUCAACUAAAUGUGAAUUGAACUGACACCGCUUGUAAUACCGGUGGAGGUAGUCUGGUGCGAUACCGUGAACCGCCUGCCGUGGAUAAUUAUGUAAAUACUAAACUUUAUAGUAAAGAUAAUUAAUAUAUGUGAUGGUUUGUUAAGUUUGUGUUGUAACAAGUAUGACCCACUUGUGUCACUCAACUAGAGCUAGCACCGGGCGCGCGGCACGAGGACAGGCUCCUAACAACAUUGAACGACAAUUGGGAGAUGAAUAUUCUGCACAAUUUUGACGUUUGAUUGAGUUUACAAUAUAAGACAACAUUUAAUAUAUCAUAGAUAACCCUUUUAAUAGUAGUAGGUACAAAUAUAUGUAAUAUAUUUGUUAGAACAGUGUUAGAACUUAGAGCGAGCUUGUCGUUCUUAUGACGUUGACUCUCAACUCCGGUUCAGUUAAUGGUCUAAGAAAAUGUUAGGAGAAAUCGCUUACUUUGAUAGAAUCGAAACUUAACGUCAACCAUUUUGGAAUGACGUGAAUAGUACGACUGGUUCAUAGUUGAACAUGUUGUUGAUGAAACAACUGAUUGGUGUCCUUGUUACCGGUCAUGAGUGUUACAGACAGUGAUAUUGGUUAGUUUUACUACGAAAUUAUAUGGCGGUUUUCUUAUGUCGUACGUGUCGACAUAAAAAAAUGUUUAAUAAAUAAAUAAUAAUUUAAAGAAAAUAUGUAAAUUAUAUAAUUAAUUCAAUUGAAAAUAUGUCCUUCAUUUAAUAUUAACCGAUUUACAGUUAAGUAGUUUAUAAUAAUAACAAUGGUUGUGUGGUAGUUAGUGUGUACCUCACCGGCUCUAGUUGAGUGUCGUGUUCUGAUGAGCUGGUUGUGUUUGUUGGUGGAUGGUCCGGGUGGUCACAUCAGAUUCACACAACAUGUACAUAUUAUAUAUAUUUAGAUUUAUUUUUUAUAAAUUUGUGACGUUGACACUCCGCUUUUUAUAGAAUAGCUAGUGUGUGGGGUGCCCUCGUCCAGGUAUAUGCAAUAUUCGCAAUAAAAGAAUGAUUUUAUAUUAAUAA